CGCUGGUGCUCGGGCGGAGCGGGCUUCGCCUCUGCCGGGCCGCGGCCGCGGCGUUGGAUCCGUCAACGUACUGCGAGAGCCCGGUGUACAGCCCGGACGUGUGCCCCAACAUGAUCGCGGCGCAGGCCAAGCUGGUGUACCAGCUGAACAAGUACUACACGGAGCGGUGCCAGGCGCGCAAGGCGGCCAUCGCCAAGACCAUCCGCGAGGUGUGCAAGGUGGUGUCGGACGUGCUGAAGGAAGUGGAGGUGCAGGAGCCGCGCUUCAUCAGCUCGCUGAGCGAGAUCGACGCGCGCUACGAGGGCCUGGAGGUCAUCUCGCCCACCGAGUUCGAGGUGGUGCUCUACCUCAACCAGAUGGGCGUCUUCAACUUCGUGGACGACGGCUCGCUGCCCGGCUGCGCCGUCCUCAAGCUGAGCGACGGCCGCAAGCGCAGCAUGUCGCUCUGGGUGGAGUUCAUCACGGCCUCGGGCUACCUGUCGGCGCGCAAGAUCCGCUCGCGCUUCCAGACGCUGGUGGCGCAGGCGGUGGACAAGUGCAGCUACCGCGACGUGGUCAAGAUGAUCGCCGACACCAGCGAGGUCAAGCUGCGCAUCCGCGAGCGCUACGUGGUGCAGAUCACGCCGGCCUUCAAGUGCACCGGCAUCUGGCCGCGCAGCGCGGCCCAGUGGCCGCUGCCCCACAUCCCCUGGCCGGGGCCCAACCGCGUGGCCGAGGUCAAGGCCGAGGGCUUCAACCUGCUCUCCAAGGAGUGCUACUCGCUGACCGGCAAGCAGAGCUCGGCCGAGAGCGACGCCUGGGUGCUGCAGUUCGGCGAGGCCGAGAACCGCCUGCUGCUGGGCGGCUGCCGCAACAAGUGCCUCUCGGUGCUCAAGACCCUGCGCGACCGCCACCUCGAGCUGCCCGGCCAGCCGCUCAACAACUACCACAUGAAGACGCUGCUGCUCUACGAGUGCGAGAAGCACCCGCGGGAGACCGACUGGGACGAGGCCUGCCUGGGCGACCGCCUCAACGGCAUCCUGCUGCAGCUCAUCUCCUGCCUGCAGUGCCGCCGCUGCCCGCACUACUUCCUGCCCAACCUCGACCUCUUCCAGGGCAAGCCCCACUCGGCCCUCGAGAGCGCCGCCAAGCAGACCUGGCGCCUGGCCAGGGAGAUCCUCACCAACCCCAAGAGCCUCGACAAGCUAUAGGGCAGGGCCGGGCAGGGCAAGGCCGCGCCGCCGAGCCCCACGGACUCCUCGCGGACGGGCGGACGGACGGAGGCUCGCCUCGGGCCCCCUCCCUUGUCUAGGGCCAACAUAACCAGCCACAAAGCGCAGCGGCGGGACUUGGCCACAGCCAGACCAGAGCCGAGGUACUUUUCUCUGCCUUUCCCUCUCUCGCGUGUGUGUCAGUCGUUCCCCUCGCGCUCGUUCGUUUUGCCUGAAUGUUGUCACCAAGUGAAAACAAACAUUAUUUAACUAUAUGUACACCUCUCCCCCUCGCUUUCUUUUACGGAGGAAAAAAAGAGCCACAUAGAGUUUACUGGUGUUAAAUGUAUUUCAGUGCCAAGGUCAGAUUAUGUGCCCUCCCCCCCCCCAAUACUGACUUGUUGAAAAACAGUAAUAAAAAUGACUUUAACUUUA
Messenger RNA from Eublepharis macularius, 1625 nucleotides. It is a transcript of the gene MAB21L2, whose product is annotated as mab-21 like 2. Lineage: Eukaryota; Metazoa; Chordata; Lepidosauria; Squamata; Eublepharidae. The record is from RefSeq and is a predicted model, not a curated record. The transcript has a single exon. Bases 111 to 1190 code for a protein of 359 amino acids.